GUGUGUGUGUGUGUGAGUGUGUCUCCUCCCUCUGGAGGUGGAAGUGCAGACUGAGUGUCUCUCAGUUCAGAUCUGCUGAGUCCGGAGUAACAGAGCGGAUUAAACUCUCCUCUCGGCCGCGUCCGGAUUCACUCUCCACACUGAGGACGACGAUCCGCUCUCAGCUCAUCACCGCACGGCUUACAGACCAGCUUCACUCGCUCCUGCGGUCACUCUCCCGACUUUGGAAGGAAUAUCGUAUCCUGGCCCUGAAGAAGGUUCUAGCGAGUUGGAUUUCUGGAUUUCAGGAGGUCAUGUCCAUCACCCCGUCCUUCGGCUUCACGCAGGAGCAGGUGGCGUGCGUGUGCGAGGUUCUUCAGCAGGGCGGCAACCUGGAGCGUCUGGGCCGCUUCCUGUGGUCGCUGCCCGCCUGUGAGCACCUCCACAAGAACGAGUCGGUGCUGAAGGCCAAGGCCGUGGUGGCCUUCCACCGGGGCAACUUCAGGGAGCUCUACAAGAUCCUGGAGAGCCACCAGUUCUCGGCACAGAACCACUCCAAGCUGCAGCAGCUUUGGCUGCGGGCGCACUACGCUGAGGCCGAGAGGCUGCGCGGCCGGCCGCUGGGCGCCGUUGGCAAGUAUCGGGUCAGGAGGAAGUUCCCUCUGCCCAGGACCAUCUGGGAUGGCGAGGAGACCAGCUACUGCUUCAAGGAGAAGUCCAGGAGUGUGCUGAGGGACUGGUACACACACAACCCCUACCCCUCGCCCCGGGAGAAGAGGGAGCUGGCCCAGGCCACCGGCCUCAGCACCACACAGGUCAGCAACUGGUUCAAAAACAGGAGGCAGAGGGACCGGGCGGCCGAGGCUAAGGAGAGGGAGGGCAGUGAGAGCAGACCGAGCCGCCUCUCGCCGCUGGACGGAGGAAGAAAGUCUCUCAUGUCCAGCUCUGAGGAGGAUUUUUCCCCACCACAGAGCCCCCGGCACACGCACGCUCCCGAGCCCACCUCUCUGGGCUUCCUCCAGGGGGACGGCAGCCACCCCCCGCUCGGCCUGGGGGUCCAGCAGCAGGGUCAUCCCGUCCAGCUUCAGGACGCUUUACUCGGACCCCUGACGUCCAGCCUGGUGGAGCUGGGCUCUUAGGACGCACCUCCGGAUCUUUACGGAGAAAAAAAACAACUUUCGGUCACUUUCAUGGGGAGCUGCGGCGCAGUGGACGCACUGCAGAGAGAAAACGGGGCGACUGCAAUAAACAGACGAAAGAAGAAAGAGGGCUGGGGGAGACUUUUGUUGUUCCUGAAGGAGAUUUGGGCAUAAAGUUCCACAAACUCGUCAGAAAGGAACUUGUGAAAGAGUGAAAACACUUGGCUGUAUUAUGUACACAAACCUGUGCAAUUACACUUUAUUUAUGUAGUUAUAUUGUUAAUAUUGUCAAAAUAAACAAGAAAUAUAGUCUGGAUGUUUUUACA
Colossoma macropomum (tambaqui) is the source of this 1444-nucleotide messenger RNA. RefSeq names its product SIX homeobox 1a (gene six1a). Gene Ontology annotation, molecular function: RNA polymerase II cis-regulatory region sequence-specific DNA binding; DNA-binding transcription factor activity, RNA polymerase II-specific. The transcript is spliced from 3 exons. The record is from RefSeq and is a predicted model, not a curated record. Gene Ontology annotation, biological process: regulation of transcription by RNA polymerase II. Bases 294 to 1118 code for a protein of 274 amino acids. Lineage: Eukaryota; Metazoa; Chordata; Actinopteri; Characiformes; Serrasalmidae. Gene Ontology annotation, cellular component: nucleus; transcription regulator complex.